Molecule: messenger RNA, 1092 nt
Organism: Rotaria sp. Silwood1
Lineage: Eukaryota; Metazoa; Rotifera; Eurotatoria; Philodinida; Philodinidae
Source: the annotation of a GenBank genome assembly
AUGAACGAAUUAGAAACAAGUUUAUCAUUAUGGGCAAUAUGUUCCAUUUUAAUAUUUGAACUUUUAAUUCUUAUUUGUUUAUUUCGAUGUUAUUAUAAUCGUAUUAGACCAAAAAAAUUUUAUGUUAAACGUGAAGAAUAUGAAUAUUUACAAGAUAUUAAUAAUAAUAGACAAACAAAAUUUCCAUCAAUUAUUCUUCGUCCACCACAUGCUGAUGAAUUAGCACUUGUUGGUACUAUUCGAGGUCAAAAUCCUAUUAUAUCAUAUAAUAAAGGUAUACAAAAUGCUGCUUUUUAUCCUUAUGAUGAAGAUAAAAAAAUUCCACAAGUAUCAUCAUCAUUAACAUCAUCAUCAUCAUCAUCAUCAACAUCUCAAAAUUGUUUUGAUUUACAAUUACCUAUAAUAAAUACAGCACAAUUAUCAUCAACUGAUUAUGAAAUUAAUUCUUAUUCAAUAGAUAAUUAUACUUAUAGACAUGCUCCACUUCCUCGUCCAAUUAUUACAAAUUUUCAACAAUAUCAUAAUGAUUAUGUCAAUGAUAAUGUUGAUGAACAUAAUAAUCAAUUAGAAAAUUAUCGAUUUCAAUCUGUUCGACGUUCAGAAAUAAUACAUCCACAAGUACAUCGAAUUGAUACAUCAACUGAAUUUUAUGGUAUUAAAUAUUCAAAUAUUGUACCAAAAUCUAUUCUUAAAAGUACUACAAGUUUAACACCACCAAAUGAUUUUCUUUCAAAUUCAUAUAUACAAAGAAAAACUAGUUCUAUAUCAUCAAAUUCUGAUGAAUCAUUAGAAAAUUCAAUUGAAAAAAAAAUUUCAAAUGAACAAAUUUUUUCAUCAAAUUUACCAUUCUCAACAAAUUAUAGAAUGAAAUUUGCUAAUGUUAAUCAUUUAAAUAAUAUUGAAUGGGAAAUUCCAAGAGAAUUUCAAACUAUUAUUCAUGAAAAUGAAAUAUGUCCAUCUAAUCAUGAACGAACUUCUUCAUCUAUAAUUGAGUCAAAUAUUUCUAUAACACAACGAUGUGAAAUGGAUCGUCCUCAUGCUGAUUAUUUAUCAAAAAAUGAUAUCACACAACAACAAGCAUUUGAAUAUUAA